GUAAAAAGAAAAAGAAAAAAGCAGUGACAAAUUGACAAUAAGACAUUCGGAGUCACGGAAUUGUACAUUUGUACUGUCCCUACUUCCUAUACUCCAAAGUCCAAAUACGUCCCCCGCAAUUUACGCCUCUCUUUUCCUAAUUCUUUUAUAUUCCGCAAAAAUAUAUAACCACAUUUCAGACUAUAGUAUUGGAUUUAUCUAUUUAAGAAUUAUACCAUACUUUUCCACACAACAUCUCUUUCACAACUUCCGAUUGUCCACGGCAAAUGCACAGAGCUACGACCUCUUUUCCACGAAACCGCGAAACUGGAUUUAUUUUCGUUUUGAAUCGGACUUGUCUACUUUAAUUCACAUAAAUAAAACAAUUAUUUUACUUAGCAAGUACAACUCCUUUCCAGUUUUACCCUCGUCUCUCUAUAUAAGACCUUCUCACUCUCUUGCCUCUUGUAACCACGCUACUCUGGUCUGCUCCUUAGAGGUCUUUGGACGAUGAAACAGCUAAUCCGCCGUCUAUCGCGAGUCGCGGACUCAACACAGUAUAGCCUCCUCCGGUCUGAAUCCCAGCGUGGCCGCACCAAGAAGGAGAAACACAAAUCUUGGGUUCCCGAGGGACACGUGCCUGUCUACGUAGGCCAAGAGAUGGAGCGGUUCGUGGUGAAUGCGGAGCUUCUCAACCACCCCGUUUUCGUAGCGUUGCUGAAGCGGUCGGCUCAAGAGUAUGGAUACGAGCAACAAGGAGUGCUUCGCAUCCCUUGCCACGUACUUGUGUUCGAACGCAUCUUGGAGUCUCUCCGUCUCGGACUCGCCGAGUCACAUGACCUAAAUGGUCUCUUUUGAGACAUAAGACGUUUCUAGUGUCCUAUAGUAUCUUGCUACUUAGCUACAACCUACAGGGCAAAGCAGAGUUAUGUAAAUUACCUAUUCUAUAUCUAAUUCGUUUAUAUGUGACAAAAUCGAGAUUUGAGGCUUUUAUUUUUCUGGUUGCGAUCAACACAUGAGUAAUUUGGGUUGGAGAAACCGUCGUAAGAUGUUUCCCAUAAGUAGUAGCGCCAACAAUGUCAUUAGCUGCUUCCCAAAGUUGGGGGAAUAGAUAACUUCACAAAAUCAAUAUUGUGUAACUUAACUAUUCUCCUUUUCUAUUUCUCGUAGCUACUUUUUUUUUUUUUUUCCGGAUAAUUAUGUGGUAAGGAGUUAUGUAUGUUAACUAGUCUUCCCAUGUUACUUCACCUCCACAACCACAUUUGUAGUCACCCAUUUAUUAGCUCUUGUAUUUUGUUUUUU
Messenger RNA from Arabidopsis lyrata subsp. lyrata, 1281 nucleotides. RefSeq names its product auxin-responsive protein SAUR71. NCBI's taxonomy places the organism in Eukaryota, Viridiplantae, Streptophyta, Magnoliopsida, Brassicales, Brassicaceae. The record is from RefSeq and is a predicted model, not a curated record. Gene Ontology annotation, biological process: response to auxin. The transcript has a single exon. Bases 490 to 837 code for a protein of 115 amino acids.